Dioscorea cayenensis subsp. rotundata (Guinea yam) is the source of this 1254-nucleotide messenger RNA. RefSeq lists its product as uncharacterized. NCBI's taxonomy places the organism in Eukaryota, Viridiplantae, Streptophyta, Magnoliopsida, Dioscoreales, Dioscoreaceae. The record is from RefSeq and is a predicted model, not a curated record. The transcript has a single exon. The coding region runs from base 1 to 1254 and encodes 417 amino acids.
AUGCUACCUUCAGGGGUCUUGGCAAUAUCAAGCUCUUCAACAAGUGUUGAUGCAGAAAUCACCGCAAUUGGUCGACGUUAUGACAGUGCACGACACUUUAAAGAAGUAUUACAUGAUUUGGCGAUCAAACGCAACUUCGAUUUUCAUUUCAUUAAAAAUGAUACCCAAAGGGUUACUGUUAGAUGCGCCGAAUUUAGUUGUCAGUGGCGUGUUCAUGCUUCAAAAGAAGGUAAUCUUCCCACUUUCAGAAUCAAUACUGCUAAUGGAACACACACUUGCGGUGGUGGUAUUGGCACGACAUCUCAUCCAAAGGCUUCAAAGAAAUGGGUCAGUAGACAAGUAAUUCAGAAACUCCGUGAUCGUCCUUUGUAUCGUGCAGUUGAUACUCAACGAGAUAUAUUACGUGAUUAUGGUGUUCAUUUGCCCUACAAGCAAGCUUGGGUGGGCAAAGAGUACACAAGAGAGAUUCUUCAUGGGUGUGAUGUGGCAAGCUAUGACUUACUUAUAUGGUACACCGAUAAAGUGUCUAUAACCAACCCCGGUAGCAUUGUCAUCAUCGACAAAGACGGCGAGCAUUUUAGGCAUGGGUUUUUUUGUUUUCAUGCAUCUCUUGAAGGGUUUAAGAGGGGUUGCAGACCUUUACUAUUCCUUGAUGGGACUCAUUUAUUAGGGAAAUAUGGAGGGAUCUUAUUAGCUGCAACUGGAAAGGAUGGUAAUGAAGGUUUCUUCCAUUUAGCUUUCGCUAUUGUCGACAAUGAGACGGAGGAAAAUUGGACUUGGUUCGUAUCAACAUUGGGUGAUGCACUGUAUGGCAAAGACGACUAUGACAAGAUUAUAACAUUCAUUUCAGAUAGAUCCAAGGGGCUUAUAAACGUAGUUAUGAAGGUUUUUCCUUCAUCACCACAUGCGUAUUGCUUACGGCAUCUGCAGGCAAACUUCUACAAAACCAGUAGUGGCCUAGGGAAAGCACUAAAAGAUGAAUGUUGUUCUUUGAUUGUUAAGGUUGCAUAUGCUUACACAUCCGCAGAGUAUGAAGAUGCUGUGCAUGCACUUUCACUUGCAUCCAUUCAGGCACAUAACUGGUUAUUUAAUAAAUCAGACAUGGGUCACUGGUGCAAUUAUUUGUUCAAAGGACCAAGAUGGGGUGAGAUGUAUUCUAAUGUUGCCGAGUCAUUCAAUGCUUGGGUGAAGGAUGCACGCCAUCUUCCGGUGUCCAACAUGGUAGACUCUAUUAGGUACAAGAUUUUGGAAUGA